CAUUAGACAAUGUUGUAUGUCAACGUCAUGCCUGACUGGAAGGCAGACGAUCUUUGUCAUUUCGAUUUUAAUUUCUUUCGCGCACAGUUUUCACUCUAUCUCUGAAAGUACUAGUGCUUCAAAAUACUUGUCUUAAACAACACUAACCAUGGCCCGUCGAUAUCGAGACGCCGCUGCGAAAAUGCAGGAGAACGUUCAAAAGCAUCUGAAGGAAAUGAAGGAACUAUCGUCGUCUGAAGAUGAAGAGCCUUGCGAGUCCAGCGUCCUUGAAGGUGUGUUCCAAAGUUACUGGCGAGGUGGAGGUGACACUCAAAUGCUUAACAGGACUAAAAAUUUGUUAGAAGAAGCCAUCAGCGGCCGCUCCGUAACGUGCCUCAUAUGCAUAGGAUCGAUAAAGAAAAGCCACGCUAUUUGGACAUGUGAUCAUUGCUUUUCCUACUUCCAUCUAUCCUGUAUACAAAAAUGGGCCAACGAUAGCAUAAGCCUCCGUAGCGAAGAAAGUACCGGCGCUAUAGCUAUAUUAAAACAACACAAGAUUGAGUGGUGUUGUCCGAAGUGCCGGCAUUCGUAUUCUAAGGAAGAAAUACCACGCAAGUAUCGCUGCUUUUGCGCCAAAACCGAUAACCCGCCUCCUCACCCUUGGUUAAUCCCACAUACAUGUGGAGAGGUCUGUGGGAAGAGAUUGUCCACUGGUGAUAAUUGUAAACAUAAGUGCUUGCUUCUAUGCCACCCUGGUCCUUGCCCCCCGUGCCCACAAACUGUCAAUGGAAUAUGCUACUGUGAAAAGGAGAGGAAGAGAGUGAGAUGUAGUGCGGCUAAAUGGUCUUGUGGACAGCUUUGUAAGAAAACCCUGCUGUGCAAAACUCAUAAGUGUGAAAAUAUAUGCCAUGCUGGAGAUUGUCCAGAUUGUACUUACACUAGCAUUCAGCCAUGUCAAUGUGGCAGUGAGAAAUCAAAAAGACCAUGCAGUGACCCAAUCUGGCAUUGCAAGAAACCAUGUAACAAGCCUUUUUCAUGUGGUUACCAUAAAUGUGAGAGAAUCUGCCAUGCUGGCGAAUGUGGCAAUUGUCCCAACUCUGGAAUGAACACAUGUCCUUGUGGGGCCAACAAGCGCUUCCUAAAAUGCCCAGAUGUCAUGGAAACAUGCUUAGGCACAUGUAGUAAACGACAUGUUGAAUGUGACCAUUGUUGCCCAGAGAAAUGUCAUUAUGGUAAAUGUCCACCAUGUCAAGUUUUAGUUUCUAAGAGAUGUCAUUGCUCCCAUCAUACGAGGCCACUACCCUGCAGUAAAGACUUUAAAUGUGACAGUAAGUGUAGAGGAAUGAGGUCUUGUGGCAAGCAUAGCUGUGGAAGAAAGUGCUGCAAUGGAAGCUGUCCUCCAUGUGAGAAAAUUUGUGACAAGGGACUUCAAUGUGGGAGACAUAAAUGCACCAACAUUUGUCACCGAGGGCCAUGCUACCCAUGUCCUCUAGAAUCCAAAGUUACAUGCAGAUGCAAAGCAACUUUUGUACGAGUCCCAUGCGGACGAGAAAGGCAGACGAAGCCACCUAAGUGUAACUUACCAUGUAAAAUUAAAUAUAGGUGUGGUCACACAGAGGAAAAUAAACAUACAUGUCAUUUUGGUGACUGUCCGCCAUGCAAAGCUAUUUGUGAUAAGCAAUAUCCUAAGUGUGAACAUAAGUGUAAAGCUGUGUGUCAUGAGUAUGUUGCUGUAGUGUUCAAACAGGUAGAGAAACCUGCAACUCCUUGGGAGGUGCAGCCACCUAAAACCAAAAUUAUGACCUUAGAGUGCCCUCCGUGUGAAACUCCUGUACCAGUUGUUUGUUUUGGUGAGCAUGAGACCGACAACCAGCCCUGUCACACAGCUACUCGCAGACCUUGCGGAAGAGAUUGUGGCAAACCACUGGCUUGUGGAAACCACAACUGUACAAUGAUGUGUCACUUGUACAGUCCGUUGCCUGAAUAUCCAAAUGUGCCUUCUAGUUGCAAGCAAUGCAACAGAGAAUGUUCAGUUCCUCGUCCAGAGAAAUGUGCUCACAAAUGUCCUAUUCGUGCCUGUCAUCCAGGUCCUUGCCGUCCAUGUGAGAUAUUGGAAAGAUUGGCUUGCCACUGCGGCUUAACGGAAAUCUACUUACGUUGUCGGGAGUUAUCAACUGCAACGGAAGAGAUGUUGUCAUGCAAGCAACAGUGUCCGAAGAACUUAGAGUGUGGGCACCGCUGCCGUAACACAUGCCAUUCAGGAGCUUGUGGCAACCAAGUAUGCACAAAGAAGACUAAAGUGUACUGUCCAUGCGGUAACAUUAAAAAGGAAGCCCCGUGUAACUCUGUUAGAAGUGGAGAAACAAAGAUAUUGUGUGACUCAACCUGUGAGGCUAAGAAAGAAGCAGCGAAGUUAGAGCAAGAGAAAGAAAAACAGAGAUUGAAGGAGUUAGAAGAAGAGAAGAAUAGAAAAGAACUAGCGGAGUAUGAGUGGAAGUUGAGCGGCAAAAAGAAGAAGUAUAAGGAGAAGAAAAUGGUUGUGGACACGGAUGAUAGAAGCUUUUUGAGAAAGUAUUGGGUACCGUUGUCAUCGUUCCUCGUUUUUAUAGCAGCAGCUAUUUAUUACAUAUUGUAUGUUUAGUUUAGAUGAAAAGACUUGUCAAUUAUUCCAACGUAAAUACUUUUAAGUAGGUAAUAAGGUAAGAAUGCUACCUAGGCAUCGCUAGAAUAUAGCUCACUAAAUAUUACUAUUAUGGUAUGGCUUAAAAUUAUGGUAUAAUUAUCAAGAUUGAUUGGUUUUAUGGGAUAUGUAUAUAAGGCUAGAAACACUGGAUUACCUUGUGGUAAUGCUUAAUGCACACUCAACACCAGAUUUAUAGCAGUUACACUGUAAGAUUUAACUAACUAUGUAGUUUUAACUGUACAGUUGAACUGUAUUUAAAUUACUGUACAGUUAAACUGUGCAGUUACAUUGUAUGGUGUGUAGACUGUAUGGACAUCAACCUACAAUUUAACUAUACAGUUAUAACUUAGUGUUUGUAGAGCAAACCAAUUGAAUUAUUAUAACGAUUGUGUUAUAUAAUUGAGAUAACUGUACAGUUAAAUCAUAGGCCCAUAUCUAUACUAGGUCCUAGUCGAUACUAGUCUACCGUAGUAGGUGUGUAGACUGUAUUGACCUACGAUUUAACUGUACAGUCCGACUGUACAGUUAAAACUGCACAGUUGUAUAGUGAAGAAGAACACUAUGUGACACUACUAAAUUGUAUAGUUAGUGCGUUGUAAGUUAAGUAGUGCGUUGGAAGUGUGUGCCUGCCUUUUCGGGGAAAGGGACGGAUUCUAUCCAAAGAUCCUAUAUUCUCAUGGGAUAGGCAAAGACAGUGCAUCUGAUGAGAUGCAUUAUCAUGUCCUAUUUCCUUGGUAUUUAAAUUACUGUGUCUCAUUUACAGUUUUGUAAUUUAAUUAUGUUUUGGUACCUCUUUUGUGAAAUAUUAGUGGUAUUUCAAAUGAAUAACUAUUAUGUUUUUAUCAUGUCCAAUUUCCCCUGAUAUUUAAAAUACUG
Messenger RNA from Spodoptera frugiperda (fall armyworm), 3538 nucleotides. RefSeq names its product NF-X1-type zinc finger protein NFXL1. Gene Ontology annotation, cellular component: nucleus. The transcript has a single exon. Gene Ontology annotation, molecular function: DNA-binding transcription factor activity, RNA polymerase II-specific; RNA polymerase II transcription regulatory region sequence-specific DNA binding; zinc ion binding. The coding region runs from base 149 to 2620 and encodes 823 amino acids. Lineage: Eukaryota; Metazoa; Arthropoda; Insecta; Lepidoptera; Noctuidae. Gene Ontology annotation, biological process: regulation of DNA-templated transcription. The record is from RefSeq and is a predicted model, not a curated record.